Messenger RNA from Hippoglossus stenolepis (Pacific halibut), 3176 nucleotides. It is a transcript of the gene tmem120b, whose product is annotated as transmembrane protein 120B. Gene Ontology annotation, biological process: fat cell differentiation. Gene Ontology annotation, cellular component: membrane. The record is from RefSeq and is a predicted model, not a curated record. The coding region runs from base 96 to 1112 and encodes 338 amino acids. The transcript is spliced from 12 exons. NCBI's taxonomy places the organism in Eukaryota, Metazoa, Chordata, Actinopteri, Pleuronectiformes, Pleuronectidae.
CGCAUGCUCCUUGCAGUCCAUUUAAAGCAGCUUCUGCUCGAGUGACCCGGAGAGAAGCAUCCCGUCCUCCCCGCCACCUCAGCGGCUGCAGCGCCAUGUCCAAACCCAAGUUCCAGACGGAGUGGGAGGAAAUAGACGAGGAGCACCAACAACUGCAGGAAAGUCACAAAGUAUACAGACACAAACUUGAGGAGCUCACCAAUCUUCAGACAACGUGCAGCAGCUCCAUCAGUAAACAGAGAAAAGGCCUGAAGGACCUGAGAUACAGCUUGAGCAAAUGUGCGAAAACGUGUGACGAGAUAGAACUGAAGUUGAUCACGGACAUCAAAACACAAAUCAAAGAUAAGGAAAAUGUCUUUUUUGAUAUGGAGGCAUAUUUGCCGAAGAGGAACGGACUGUACCUCAAUUUGGUCCUGGGCAACGUGAACGUAACACUUCUCAGCAACCAGGCAAAAUUUGCCUACAAAGACGAGUACGAGAAGUUCAAGCUUUACAUGACAAUAAUCCUGAUGUUCGGAGCCAUAACCUGCCUCUUCUUUCUCAACUAUCGUGUCACUGAUGAAAUCUUCAACUUUUUGCUGGUGUGGUACUACUGCACAUUGACCAUAAGGGAAAGCAUCCUCAUGAGCAAUGGCUCCAGAAUCAAAGGUUGGUGGGUGUCUCACCAUUAUGUGUCCACCUUUCUGUCUGGUGUAAUGCUGACCUGGCCGGAGGGGGCCAUGUAUCAGAUGUUCAGAAGCCAGUUUCUUGCUUUCUCUAUAUAUCAGAGCUUCGUUCAGUUCCUCCAGUAUUACUACCAGAGCGGCUGCUUAUACCGGCUGCGAGCUCUGGGAGAGAGGAAUCAGCUGGACCUCACAGUGGAGGGAUUCCAGUCCUGGAUGUGGAGAGGCCUCACGUUUCUUUUGCCAUUCCUCUUUUUUGGCCAUUUUUGGCAGCUGUACAACUCGGUGACCCUGUUUCGCUUGGCAGGACAUGAAGACUGUAAAGAGUGGCAGAUAUUUAUGUUGGCGUUGACGUUUCUCAUCCUGUUCCUGGGAAAUUUUCUCACCACGGUAAAAGUUGUGCACCAGAAAAUCCAGAAAAACCAGGAGAAGGUGCAAAAAACUGACUGAGACAUAAACUCAACAAGACGCCUCAAAUUCUUCCAAACGGCCAGUAACUUUGAAGCAACAGGCACAGAUGGCUUGUGAGACUGACCCCAGUACGAUCGGGCCGGGAGAAGACAAAGCUUCUCUCGGGCUUUGAUUCCGCCAGCGGCAUCCCGCCGGAGUAUCUGGAGAUCAGGCUCUCUGCUUUCUGAUGACUCGUUGUUUGUGUCGCUGCUCAGUCGGUCUCAACACAAAGCGUCGUUCACCUUUCUAAGGAUGAGCCGUUUUGUUGCUUUAUCUUAUACAUAAAAAAAAAAAAAGUGAGUGGAAAGAAUGCGUUGUAUUUGAGUGUUGGUGUCAGUGUAUGAGUCUGUCUGGGAGCCUUUGUUCAAAUCAUAUGCAACUGAAAGAGGGCAGGUAGCAUCAGUAUACAGAUGGGUGACAAAUUAAAGGAAAAGCAAAUUGUGUCAACCACCAGAGCAGCUUCAGUGUGCCCCGGCAUUGAUUCUACAAGUUUCUGGAGGGAAAACGCUCCCUUCAUCAAAAAUAUAUUCCCUCUUUUGGUGUUCAUCGUGAUAGCUGUCAGUUCUGUUGACUGUGAAGGCCACAGCUAAUGUUUCACAUCAUUCUCGUUAAAACCAUUCAAUGACUCAAUGUGCUCUCUGUGGAUUGGGGUUUCAUUUCUGUUUUUCCUCUAAUUUAUCACCCGUCUGUAAUUUGCCUUUUGAGGACUUAACGUCUGUUAUGUACAUACUUCAUACUUCUGUGAAGUAGCAACUGUCAAACUGUCUUUGGCUCAGUCAAACGUGGACAUGUUCAAAUUGGCACUGCGCUUCAUUUCUUUUACGAGUAGUUCCCAAACUCCCCAUCAAGCUGUUGCACUGCUAAUCAGUGUUGUUACUCGUUUAUUUUUUUUUAACUAGACUUUUGUUCUCAGUCAAAUAAGUUAAACUUUAAAAAACAUAAACCUGAUACUUCCCAAGCAGGUAACCUUAGUUACCUUCAGCUUCCUGAAAACAAAUUUGUGUGAUGUUAGAACGCAACACUGUUAUUCCCGUUAGGCAGCGUUUUCAUAAAUGUGUGUGUGUGUGUGUGUGUGAUCUAAUCCCUAAACUCUGGCUCACACAUAAAAACCUGGUGUUCUCGCGAGGUUUUCAUGUGACUGCCUCUCUAGCGGUUCCAUUUUUAUGAUGUAAUUAGCAUAAUGCUAACAAAUUGUAAUGUAAACGUAGGUCUAUUGUGUUUCCCUCUAAAUUUUUACGUGUGUAGGAAGAGCUUUGAGCGUAGGAAACGUUUUGUCACAAAGGUUCAAAGUUCAUGCAGAGUUUUUGGAUUUGUCAUCACUGUGCUGCUACCGUUCCCUUUUCAUUCUGUAAUGAUCAAACGCUGCUAUUAGCACUGGUACUGUGAGACUAUGACGCACACUGAUGAGUAAUCAUGUGCUGGAUUAUUUUUAUUUUAUUCAACUAGACGUACUAAAUUAAAUAUUUAUAAGAAUUAAUUGAUUAAUGGCCAAUUCCAUGGCUUUUACUCUCCUUCAUUGUCAUGGUCUUUUACUCUCCUUCAUUGUCAUGGUCUUUUACUCUCCUUCAUUGUCAUGGUGUCUGGUUCACAUUUCAUGCUUGUUUAAAAAUGGCACUCGAGGGUGUUUUUGUCAGGGGGUCGGUGGGUUCAAACGAACAGCUGUAGUGGUGUCGGGUCUCUGUUGCCUUAUUCUCCCUCCAGCCUGUCACAGCAAAACACUGUCCUGCUUCUUUUAUUUUGAAAAACCAAAGACAAUUGCAUUAAAUUGUCUUUUCACACCCCCUUCAUACAGUAGUGCUGCUGAGGAGGGUCAUAGUAUUUACACAUCACUUUUAUUGAUGAUUGACGAGUUACAGACUAAAAUGUUACAUGAGCUGCCAGGAUGCACAACACAGUGAAAUACUUCCUUGUUUUUAUGAUGUAGCCGAUGUUAAACAAAUGUUUUCAUCAAUCUUCUUGAAUCUGUAACUGGUGCCUGAGUACGAUCAGUGACGAGAGACAGUUGACAAUUUCUCUGUGUACAUUCUUGUAAAGAAAUAUUUAAAAUUAAACACGUAAUUGCAA